AUGGAGUGGGCGGAAGAUGUGUCAUCGAAGAAAUUAACAACUACACCACUCAGAUUUUAUCAACUUGAAGAUGAAAAACAUUAUGAAAUAUUUGAAGAUAAUCUCAUAGAAGAACUGCUCUUUCUUUCUUAUUUCAUGGGAGAUAUUCAUCAGUCGCUACAUGUAGGAUUCACUUCGGAUAGAGGUGGGAACAUGAUCAAUGUUUGGGAUGACAGCAUAACUGAGACUGCAGAAGAAAUAUUCUAUGAUUGUGAUGUUGAAAAUCUAGUCAAAGCUAUUCAGAAUAACAUAAUGAAAGAAUGGGAAUAUCAAGUUCCAACAAGGGAAAAGUGCAUCAGAAAUCAGAAUACUUGUCCCAACUUAUAUGUGAAACCAUUUUUUUUUAUAAAUUUGAUUACUUUCAAUAGAUAUGCAAGUGAAGGAAUAAAAGGAGCAUGUAGUUGGGCAUACAAAGGAGCAUGUAGUUGGGCAUACAAAGGAGUUGACAAUGAUUUUGUUCAUGGAUAUGACUACUUUUUGUCUCGUUUACCAAUUGUUAAUUGGCGAUUAGCUCAAGACAGCUCUUGCUUCAAAUAUAUGUUAGAAGAUGAACUAUCUCUGGUCUCUAUUCAAUCUAGAGAAGAAGAAGAUAAUGAGAAUUUGACUGGUAAAAACUAGUGUGUUGGCUGGAAAGAAAGGAGUUACUAACAAAGAAAAAGCUCAUUUGAUGAUUGAAAUGAAACAACAAAAAGGAGCAAGAGAAAUUACAAAAAAUAGCUCUCAAGGCACAAGCUAUAGGGAUGAAGAAGGUGCAAAAAGAAAUUCAAAGUUAUGAAAAAGGAAAGUUUGCUCAACAAUUCAUCAUUCCAUUAUAGUAUAACAAGGCUCAAUUGGAGUGUAGGACAAAUACUUACAAUGUUAGCUGAAAAAGGAAUUACAUUUCAAAUCACUUCAAAUGUUGUUGAAAAGUCAAUUAUUUGGCGUUGUCUUGUAGUACUAAAAUCCCAUAGCGAAUUCUCUGUGUUGACCAAGGAAGGGAUCAGGGGAAUAAUUGCUUGGAAUGAUGGUUAGAUUCAUUCCAUUCCUUUGUCCAUUCCAUUCCGUCCAAGCAAUGGCCUGUGGAAAGACCUAGAGACAGUGAAGAAAAGCAUUUCUUCCAACAAAGACAUUAAAUCUAGCAAAAAGCAGGAAGACAUCAUGCAACCCGGUCUUUUUCCAUUGCUAGAAAAACUAAAUGGAAAUUGGUUCUAUAUCCAUGGGAUUGAACGGGAAUCGGAAUCCAAUUCCAUUUUGAUCAUUCUUUUCGACGCAAGACAUCAAAGCAACGAAGAACAUGUGUGCGAAAAUGCAAAAUAUGAGAGGAAAUUUAGAAUUAUGGUACAUUAUACUUUAAAAUCAAAUAUCAAUCAACGUUGAACUUUGAUAUUUGAUGUUUAUGGAUGUUUUGAUAAACGUUGAUGGUUACAUUCUUUUGGGAUUUUAAUGUUAAAGAUUGGUUUGGGAAUGUAUAAUUAGUGGAUGUUUUUUGUAUUUAAAUGUUAAUAUUUGUUUUGAGUUAUGUAAUUAUUUGAUUUUUUGGUA
Messenger RNA from Lactuca sativa (garden lettuce), 1560 nucleotides. NCBI's taxonomy places the organism in Eukaryota, Viridiplantae, Streptophyta, Magnoliopsida, Asterales, Asteraceae. The record is from RefSeq and is a predicted model, not a curated record.